AUGUUUAUUGUAGCAAUGCCACAUCGAGCUAAUUUAGUUGCUGUAAUAAACCCUGACAAAGGUAUGUUGUUUGAUAUCCGUACAAAGAAAUUUUUAAAAUCAGUUCCAAAGUGGGGAGGAUUUUGUACAAAAGAUGGAAAAUAUGGAUUAUAUGCACCCACCAGAGGGGGUCUAGAGCUUUUGGAACUAAAAAAGGGAAGCUCUGUUAAGACGUUUAUACCGCGAGUUGCUGAGGGUGUAUUUACAGUAAUUUGUAUGUUUAACAAGACCGAUGAAUACGUAUUGUAUUAUCAUAGCGGAAAGAAAACAUUGAGAGUUUUUCGACUUACUGACGCAAAAAUGUUGGCUAACUAUCGUGUACCAGCAGAACUAAGUGCUAUAGAAACAACAGAAGAUGGAAGGGCGGUUGUUAUUGCUACAGUAGAUGGAUGUCUAACGGUCUUAGCUAUAGCCGAUCCAAAUAAAAAUUCAUUUCUCUCGGCGUUGCCAUCCAGAGAUGAAACUUGGAAAAAGAAAAUGGAUAAACAACGAACAGCAAAAUUAUUUAAAGCUGCUGCUGCAAUUACUAAGUUUUGUGUAUCUGUAAGUGAACCAAAUUUAAAAGAAGAAGUUGGGAGUAGUAUAAAUAAUUCACAACUACAUACAUCAAAAAUAUUGUCAAAAGGAUAA
Messenger RNA from Macrosiphum euphorbiae (potato aphid), 669 nucleotides. NCBI's taxonomy places the organism in Eukaryota, Metazoa, Arthropoda, Insecta, Hemiptera, Aphididae. The record is from the annotation of a GenBank genome assembly.